Messenger RNA from Syngnathus typhle (broad-nosed pipefish), 2868 nucleotides. It is a transcript of the gene lactb, whose product is annotated as lactamase, beta. The transcript is spliced from 8 exons. NCBI's taxonomy places the organism in Eukaryota, Metazoa, Chordata, Actinopteri, Syngnathiformes, Syngnathidae. Bases 96 to 1724 code for a protein of 542 amino acids. The record is from RefSeq and is a predicted model, not a curated record.
UCAGGUCCGGCUUCCCAUGACAAACCGGAAGUAGGUUUUUGCCCCUCACCGUAGGAAGUGUUUUCACCAAGAAAAAAACACUUUAUGCCUUUAAAAUGUUCCGUUUAUUGGUGCCACAUACUUUAUAUGCACAAUUUAAGCUUUUGCCCAAGCGGGUGACAACUCUAUGGCUCCCACGAGCCGCUGGGCGAGCUGGGCCGCCCGGACAGAGGAGUGUUUUUACCCAAAGGCGAUGCUACGCUAGCAAGUCCACCACCAAAAACUUUUCCUUGGUGUGGAUCUGUGGAGCUGGUGUGGGACUUGCCUUGGUGUUUGGACUGAAAUAUCACGCGGGGGCAGAAAAAGGUUCGUGUGAUAACACAUCGACGAACCGUCAGAAUCAUCGAUACGAUGCUGCAAUCGAAGCGAGUCGACUUUUGGUGGAGCGAAUCCAGAGUGAGGUCGGAGCUCCCGGCCUGGUGGUGGCGGUGGCGGUGGAUGGAGUUCCUGUCUGGUGUGAAGGGGUCGGUUAUGCUGAUUUGGAGAAUCGUCUUCCAUGUGGCCCGGAAACCGUGAUGCGAAUCGCCAGUAUCAGCAAGUCGCUCACGUCGGCGGCUGCUGCGCGUCUCUGUGAGGAAGGGAAACUCGAUCUCGAUGCGCCUGUCCAGAAAUAUGUCCCAGAGUUUCCUCUAAAAAAGUUUGAUGGACAGAAUGUCACGAUAACACCUCGCAUGAUUCUCUCCCACCUCAGCGGGAUUCGGCAUUACGAGAAGGACCCAAAUAAAGUGAGAGAGGAAAUGGAGAAAGCCAAGCGGCUUCUGAAACCGUCCAUGAUGGAGAAAAAGGAGGAUAUAAAUGAAAAUAAAGGUGAGCCCCCUAAGCAAUCCAAAGAAGCUUCCCAGGCCAAGAAGAAAAAAGAGUUUGAGCAUGAAGAAUACUACUUGAUGGAAAAUUUUGAGAGUGUCACUCAAGCGUUGGACCUCUUUAAGAACGACCCACUCAUUUUCAAACCAGGCACAACAUUCUUGUACUCGACCCACGCCUACACCCUCCUCAGUGCAGUUAUCGAGCAAGCUGCGGGACGGCCCUUCCUGGAUGUCAUGACUAACCUCUUCCGAGAACUUGGAAUGCUCAAUACGGUGCCAGAUCAAAAUGAACCCAUCAUUUAUCAUCGUUCCAGGUAUUAUCAUCUGAACAAGCGAGGCCGGGUGGUGAACUGCCCGUACGUAGACAACUCGUACAAGUGGGCGGGCGCCGGCUUCCUUUCCACGGUUGGGGACCUCCUGCUCUUUGGUAACGUUCUCCUCUACAGCUAUCAAAUGGCUCACAUUAAGGACAGUGAAGGGCUGCUGCCCGGUUUCCUCAAACCCCAAACCGCCGUGGAACUUUGGACGGCGGUGGAUAAGACGGAGGCCAGCUGGGACAAGGACGGACGAUACAGUCAAGGCUGGCUGGUGGUGGACAAAGAGCAGAAAUACGGGCAUUGCAGGAAGCGCAAGCACUAUGUGUCGCACACAGGGGGCGCUGUGGGGGCCAGCAGUGUCCUGUUGGUGUUGCCCAGCGAGGAGAUGGAGCAGCGACGAGGGCAGAAGGUCCUCCCGCAGGGCGUGGUGGUCAGCAUUCUCACCAACAUGCAGUCUGUGGGACUCAACAGCACAGCCCUGAAAAUUGCACAGCAGUUUGACAAAGCCAGAAGCGCGAUGCCGUCCAAACAUAAUGGGUCAACGUUGUGUGUGUUUACGUGACUUACACACAGGAAAGUGUGUCCAUGGAGGCAAGUUUAUAGCACGUGCCUCCAUUCAUGCAAUAGGCAGCAUCCUCCCCAUCACAUGGCAUUCCAUGUUCUGUACAGACAAAGCAACUCGUAUGAAAUGGUGGCUCUAUCGAAAGGUGGAAGGUUACCUCGAGGUUACCUAGUGGAAAGUAGGUGAAUCAAAGGAGAAAACGAAUUACAAGGAGGCUUACAAUUGAUCCUUGUGGAACACCUUCCGAAAACAAAAAAAAUAUUUGUCAACCUCAACAACUCGAGCUGCAUCGAAUGCGAUAGUAGCCUUACAAAAACACCUCACGAUAACGUUGUCUUAAAUAGCUUCAUUUUUUAGAUACAAAUUUGUAUACGUAAAUGCCAGGAAAAUUUGCCAAGUUACGAAAUAUCUAAGCGUUGUCCUUACCUGCCUGUGAAAUCCCAACUUUUGGUAGCUACCGUGACUUCCCAAUGUGACUCAUAGUACUGUGUUGCUUUCACCUAGACCUUUAAGGACAGGCGUGAUGUGGGCGUGCUCCUGCCUCCUUGAAAUAUGUCGUGAAUGCAGUUUGUCCACAUUGCCCGUGAAAAUGGCGAUACCGGCUCACCGGAGGCCCGUUUGUCAGCUUGUCUGUCAGGUCAGCAGUGUAAUCGCAGCAGCCUCUGGCCAUCACUGAGAUUGAUGAUGAUGGUGGUGGUGGCCUGAGCAUGAUCACGUCACGCCGACUGAAAAGGCUCUCUGCUGUGCCGUCACAGGCUCGGAAUGGGUGAGGCAACAUUUGUGCUCGUCUGCGUGGGGCGACUCAAAUGAAUGGUAGGCAUGUCGAGAAGGUAUGACUGGAAUCGUGGGAACUCGCGUCAAGGCGUACCGAUUGCUUCCUUCAAAGGAGUUAUUAGUGCCUUGUGUUUUGGACCGUUAGUUGACUCAUCAACUGGCAAGUUUUCCUCAUUGUUUCUUAAUGAGGGAAGUGUGUCACAGUGCACGUUUCCCAUCUUUGAAACAUUGUUGUGAAUCUCUGUCGCCAAUAUAAUUAAUGAAUUGUUGUGCGCCAACUCCAAAUGGUGUCACUAGCUUGUGGGGUAGUAUCACUUGACUUUUUCCUACGCAGUUAAAAAAAUAAAUCAUAUUUUCACAUUUUGGAUAA